UCUAAUUUGGACCCUCUACGGCUCUACAAUCCAUUUGGGUUUUCAAAGAACUAAGUGGGCCAUGGGCGCAUGGCCACCGGUUUUUAACGACCUUCCCCUUCGCGCACUCUUCUGUUCUGAGCACCCGCGCAGCAUUCGUCUACUCGUCGGGUAGCUUGGUGUUCUUGUGUGGAGCUACCGAAAACUAGCCAAAAUGCAGAACGAAGAAGGGCAAAAUAUGGAUCUUUACAUCCCCAGGAAGUGUUCUGCCACGAAUAGGCUCAUUACAUCCAAGGACCAUGCUUCCGUGCAGAUUAAUAUCGGGCAUUUGGAUGAGAAUGGCAUCUAUACUGGUCACUUCACCACUUUUGCUCUCUGCGGUUUUGUCCGAGCUCAGGUUCUUGUUUUCCUUUCUAUUUAACUUGUUUUAUGAACUCUUGUUGCUAUAUUUGGUAAUUAUUUGCAUUUAGUGAUUUCGAUCGCCAUUGGAUUGAUGCUCUUUGGCAUUGCCUAAUUAUGUUGGUUUCUUUUUUUUUUUGUCUUUAGUAUUUAGUGCUUUGGUUUCAGGUCUUGCUCUCUAACAGUUUUGGCUUAGCCCUCUACUGAAAUGGGUAGGGGCGGGUUGCUAUUCAUUUAUUGCCAAGUAAGAGCUUAGAUUAUUGCUUUUCUUUCGUAGUUGAAUGGAUAAUAGGAUUGACAAGGAAACAUGGGGAAUAAAUAGACUGGGGUUAUUUGUUGGCUUCUGUGGAUAAAUGGAGGGCAAGAAACUUUACAAGGAAACAAAGGAUAUUUGGUGGAUUAGGUCAGUAGUUCUAUACCCUGCAAUUAAUUGUUCUGGCUUCGGGGUCUUGCCCCUCUCUGUCUACAAACAAAGUACAUAAUUGUGAUUGGAUUGUGGUAGAUGGUAGUUAUUAAUGGCUGUUUCUUAGCACCUUCUUAGGAAUUGAGUAACAGUAAAGUAUUUGAGGAUGCUGGAUUGAUCUAAGGACCUCUAAUGGUGUGAGAUUGCAUAUCUGAAUGAGUACUUCUCUAUCAAAUGACAUUUGAUUUGUAGGUUAACAUAGGAGGCAUAUCUUUGCACAAGCCGCAGCCCGCAGGCGAGCCAUGCCAUGCCACCCAGCACGGCCCGUUUCAAGAAAAGA
Nelumbo nucifera (sacred lotus) is the source of this 1121-nucleotide messenger RNA. The record is from RefSeq and is a predicted model, not a curated record. Lineage: Eukaryota; Viridiplantae; Streptophyta; Magnoliopsida; Proteales; Nelumbonaceae.